AUGGCGACCACAACCAACAAGCAAAUCAUAUUCCCAGAAUAUGUGAGUGGAUUUCCGAAAGAAUCCGAUCUAAACAUCACCACAACCACCAUCGACCUAAAGCUUCCGGAAGGAUCAACAUCAGUGCUGGUGAAGAAUCUUUACUUGUCUUGCGAUCCUUACAUGCGCAUUUGCAUGGGAAAGCCCGAUCCCUUGGCUAAUUCGCUCGUUCCACCUUACAUUACCGGCGAGCCAAUCGUUGGGCUUGGAGUGUCUAAGGUGAUAGAUUCAGGGCAUCCAGAUUACAAAAAGGGAGACUUACUUUGGGGGCUAGUUGGAUGGGAGGAGUACACUGUUAUUACUCUAACUCCUUACUCACACUUCAAGAUCAACCACACCGAUGUUCCAUUAUCUUACUACACUGGACUUCUUGGUAUGCCUGGCAUGACUGCCUAUGCUGGAUUUUACGAAGUUUGUUCACCUAAAAAAGGAGAGACUGUCUUCGUCUCAGCUGCAUCAGGUGCAGUUGGUCAGCUUGUGGGACAAUUUGCAAAGAUGAUGGGUUGUUAUGUCGUUGGAAGCGCCGGUAGUAAAGAAAAGGUUGAUCUUCUCAAGGAAAAGUUUGGUUUUGAUGAAGCCUUCAACUACAAGGAAGAGCAGGACCUUAGUUCUUCCCUAAAGAGAUGUUUUCCGGAAGGGAUCGACAUAUAUUUUGAGAAUGUGGGAGGCAAAAUGUUGGAUGCAGUUCUAGUAAACAUGAAGUCGCAAGGUCGUAUCGCAGUAUGUGGAAUGAUCUCACAGUAUAACUUAGUGGAUACAGAAGGCGUACACAACCUACCAACCAUUCUUUACAAGAGGAUAAAGAUUCAAGGGUUUAGGGUCUUUGAUUUCUACGAUAAAUACUCAAAGUUUUUGGAUUUUGUGCUUCCACACAUAAGGGAAGGGAAUAUAACGUACAUUGAGGACAUAACCGAGGGACUUGAGAGCGGGCCUUCUGCUUUGUUAGGACUCUUCCACGGUAAGAACGUUGGUAAACAACUCUUUGUGGUUGCUCGUGAGUGA
This is a messenger RNA of Microthlaspi erraticum, 1041 nucleotides long. Lineage: Eukaryota; Viridiplantae; Streptophyta; Magnoliopsida; Brassicales; Brassicaceae. The record is from the annotation of a GenBank genome assembly.